CCAUGAAUAAUGCUACGUGGUGUAUAACACGCAUAACACGCUGCCACACACUAUCACAUCAUCAAGUGCUCAAAAACAUUUUGUACAAAUCUGAAAAGUGACGUGAUCAAGGUGUUAUGAGCAAAACAUAUCACUGACAUAAGAAAAGCGGGUCCGUAGGUCGUAACAACCCUCAUGUAUCACGGUCGGUCCCAAUUCACUGGUACAGGGGUUUGUUGUGAGCAAAGUGUGCUAUGUCUUUGGUCUGGUGAUACAUGAAGUCGGGUCUCGACUUGAGCAGAGGAGGAACAAAUUCACUGUCGGUUGGCUUCAUCUUUAUCACUCCAUAUGGCAGAACCCCAGACGACCCCUCUUGUAAGUCCCCUUCAAACAGCUGCUUGAGUGUACGGACCACUUUCGGGGUGUGGUCAAAGUAAGACGUGGUGGUUUCGUGAUUCCAGUCCUCCCAGAACUCGCGGUUACACACGCAGAGAACUGCGUCUGCUCUCCUUCGCUGCUCCACAACCCACUCGGUCGGUGGCUGCCUCAGCUGGCACAUCUCGUAUGCAAAGGCCUCCACGUUGAAAUCGGCCAGCUUAUUAACCAGGAAAUGGAGAAUUACGUGUGUCUCAUCGUGAUUUGUUCUUGGGGAGAAGACCACCAGGACAGAAGGCACGAGUGUGGACGGAGAGGGCCAUGGAGAGGGAUGAAUCACCUCGUGCUGGGGUGUCACUCUGCGAUAGUGACAGUAACCAAAGACUACCACCAGAGUGAUCAGUCCUCCUGCUACAAGCAGCACAAGCACCAACCACCACCAUUGCCGCAAUGAUGUGCCCUGGUCCAGUGACAGGCUCAGUGGUGGUGGACUCUGGUUUGGUUGAAGUCCCUGGGCUGCUGGGGGUAUUGGUUACUGAUGGGACCGUAGUCAGCUCAGGCUCACAGCAAGUGUCGCUAUCGCUAUCACUUAGGGUCACGGGUUCGGAGCAGCCGUUGGCAAAGUGGUUGUCUUGGCAAGCGCCGGAACAUGGCGUUUGUGUGUAGAGCUUGACGCCUUCGCGAUUAGUGGUAUGCAGAACCACUGUUGUAGUGUUAUGGAUUAUGAAGUAAUGUGUGAUAUUGUCCACUGUAGAAGCCAGGUAGUAAGUGUCUGGGUCGGAUUGAGAGGCAGCAGAAGGAUCCAUCUCUAGAAGAUGGCAGGCAUUUGGGUCUCGGUAGCACGGCCUGUCCCAGGAGAGUCUUGUAACUGUGCCAACCACAUUCACUUUCAAAUUCCUCGGCCUCCCAUAGUAAGGUAUGGCACAUCUUGAGCGACUGUAGGGAAGGCCAUUUUUAUAGUCUGAACAGUUUACAGGAAAGUUUGAUAAUGAUGUUCCAGCAGAUGAACCACCAGUUACUGGCGGACUCUCACGCUCCCUAUGUGGAAAAGUGACAAUAGAUGCCUGUAUGGAGUUCAACCUGUUGUUACCAGGGUGAUACUCCACCGUUAGAGAGUGUUCUGUCAGUCUCAGUGUACCAUUGAUGCAUACGCAGUAGUAGUGGCCGGCUGAACUGGCCCCGGGAGUCUUUACCAAAAGUCUAAACACUGCCCCGUCAGGUAUCGAGUAUAGACUUGGGUACGUCCAACCGACGGUAAUAUUGUAGUGCAGAGUGUCUACCGGAGUGUAGCUCAUCCUGACCUCGUCGUCCACAUGGUACUCCACCACAGCACUGUCACUCACUGGUCGCGGCAAACAACCGCCAGCGUCCCAGUUGUCGUUCGGUUUAUCCGGGCAGUAGCCAAUGUACGAACUGUCCUCCGCGAAAUUAGGAAGCCCGGUAAUGCUGUAACUUCCAUUGUCGUCUACCACCACCUUACUGUAGUUCAGUUUACUGGCAGGGCAGGCAUCGGUCUCAGUGUGGCAGUCAGCUUCAGAGUUACCCCACUGGUCCACACCUACGCACUCGGGCGACGGGACGGACCAACAACGCGGCUCUGUGGUGAUUCAAGUUCAACAGCAUCGCAAGUGAGGGUCGCUGUGGAUCGCUGGACAAGCGUCACUACCAACAACAGAAGCACACCCAACUUCAUGCUUCUUGGCUAAACUUCUCACUUCCGCUACACACCCCCAUCCGUCGCGAAAGAUUAUUUUUAGUGGCCAGUGCUGCCCGACGGAACCGGAGUGACAGACGGAGGGGACUAUGACUACGUUGGCCGCCGUGAUUGCGAUCGUCUCGACCUGCAGCUGCGUCGUAUUAGGGCAACGGGUCUCCUGCGAACCUGGUGCCUCUCCUCACCCAGGACCGACAUGUCGCCCUAUGGAACAAAUGGAUGUGCAUUGCAGCAGCAACUUCAAUAAGUGCUUAGACCGGUGUUUUGGGCCAAAUGCCCGUGUGGUCGACAAUACCGUAAGGGGUUGCACUCGUUGUAGGCCUAACGACUGCAGUGGUUGUCCUGAGGACUCAUGUACUGGAGGUCGUUGUAACGGCUCCACCACCAACACGAAUGUCAACGUCACUUACAAAUUGGUGCCAUACAAAUUUAAAUACUUCAAGCUGUCUGUUCAACUUCCUGCAGUGCCUAGAUGUGUCUGCACCAAUGAAACAUCUUUUGACUUUACAAUUAAAUACCAGCUGCGUGCAGAUGAACUGUCACUAAAUGUAAAAUCGCUCUCUGAUGAACUAGUUUUUAGUCGGAAAAUCCCAUUUCCUCGACAUUGCAGUGAUAUAGAACGUGGAGUGCCCUAUGAUUCAAACACCUGUGGCUUGCCAAGGCUGCAAAAACCUUACAAUACUCUCUUGCUGUGCAACGAAACCCACACAACGAUAUCUUGGAAUAAAACCAUGAGCUAUAUCAGACCCGACAAUAAUCAGAGUUUGUAUAUUGAAUCUAAAAAGUUCUAUCUUACUGUACAACUAGGUGACGACUCCAAAAUUGAUUUUGUUGUUUUAAACGCAUCGUCGGUGACUCUGAACACUACAGCAGCGAUGAACAUUAGUUUGUAUGGCUACACUCACUGCUCAGGAUUACAGGAUAGGACACUUUCUUUACCUGAAGUUGGUUGUUCACUGCCUCUCCGUAUCAGCAACAGAGGUCCUGGUAUUUGUCAAGACUCUACUUUUACGUCUUCUGUAACUCUCACACCUCCACUUUACACCCACACCCCCCUACCCACCUCUCUCCCUUUGAAAUCAAAGCCAACCGAUACUGACAGUCUCAUUGCUGCAGCAUUGACAGCAGGGGUGGGUGUACCUGUCCUAAUUGUAAUGGUGACCCUAUUUACAGUGGCAAUAAUCAAGCUACUAAGGGUCCCAAAAAAGGUUUCACCUUUCUCAUCUCAGAACUGUGCCCUUGCUGUGUACUCACCUAGUACCUCUGAACAAGAAAAACUUGUCACCAUGAAAAGCUUGGCUAGUGUACGAAAUCUAAAUCCGGGACUAAAGUUAUUUCUCCAAGACGAGCGCAGUCCACAGCAGUCCCUUUCUGAUUGGAUCUCGGAGCAUCACAAGAAUGCCAGCACUGUGUUUUGUGUGUGCAACAAGGAGUUUGGGCAUGACUGGGACAGCAAGUCUGAGAAGGGCGUUGCAGCUGUGCACAUUCUGAAGAUGCUGUUUCAAGGAGAUUGCAGUCCAGAAAAGUAUGCAGUGGUACUGAGCAAGCCAGCUGACAAAGUUUUCGUUCCUGCAUUGCUGAAGGCUCUGCCUCACAUCAACUUAGUGGAUGCUACUUCUUUGAUGAAAUUUACUGUCAAAUAA
Geodia barretti is the source of this 3711-nucleotide messenger RNA. NCBI's taxonomy places the organism in Eukaryota, Metazoa, Porifera, Demospongiae, Tetractinellida, Geodiidae. The record is from the annotation of a GenBank genome assembly.